AUGGGAGGAGAAGAGCUACCUGGGCUUUUGGUCAAUGAAAUUGGUGGUGUACAUGGGAUACUGCAGGGCCACGUGGCAUUCCUGAAGAAACAUUUCUACCUCAUCACCAUGAAGGAAUUAAUUGAAAACAGAAAGCAUAUGGGUAAAAAGGUCCAAGCGAUCUAUCUGUGGUGGCACAAACCAGUCAUUAACAAGGAGCUCCUCCAGAGCCUGCCAAAUUUGAAAGUGAUUGCAAAUUCAGGAGCAGGGAUGGAUCACCUGGAUCUGAAACUUGUAGCUAGCUUUGGUGUGAAGAUGGCUAAUGCUCCACGUGCUGUUUCCAGCAGCACAGCAGAUACUGGGAUGGCUUUGCUGCUGGCUUCUGCUAGAAGACUAGUGGAAGGCUAUCACAUCGCAAUCUCUCCAGAUAUGGAGUACUGUGAAGCUGAUAUUCUGGGAGUUGGAGUUACUGGAGCUACUCUGGGGAUCAUUGGCAUGGGCAGCAUUGGGUAUAAGAUUGCUCUGAGAGCCAAAGCGUUUGAAAUGAACAUUUUGUACCACAACAGGACACAGAGGAAAGAACAAGAGGAGCAAGCUGUCGGUGCCACUUACUGUGAGAAGAUAGACAGCCUGCUCCAGCAGGCAGAUUUUGUGAUAGUGGUGGUGAGCCUGACACCUCAGACACACAAGCUGAUUGGGAAAAGAGAGCUGGAGCUGAUGAAACCCACAGCUACUCUCAUUAACAUCAGCCGAGGUGCCGUAGUUGACCAAGAGGCGCUGGUGACGGCUCUGCAGACUGGUGUUAUCAGGGCUGCAGCUCUGGAUGUCACCUACCCGGAACCUCUACCCAGAGAUCAUGCGUUGUUAAAAUUAAAGAACAUCAUUAUAACACCUCACCUCGGCAUUAAAACAGACAAGGCCACCUACAUGAUAACAGAGGAAGCAGUUGAAAACAUACUGGCAGCUCUUAAUGGUCUCCCCAUACCCAGUGAAGUGCUCCCGAGAUGA
Molecule: messenger RNA, 987 nt
Organism: Merops nubicus (carmine bee-eater)
Lineage: Eukaryota; Metazoa; Chordata; Aves; Coraciiformes; Meropidae
Product: glyoxylate reductase/hydroxypyruvate reductase-like
Exons: 5
Coding region: 1-987 (328 amino acids)
Cellular component (GO): cytosol
Molecular function (GO): glyoxylate reductase (NADPH) activity; NAD binding; hydroxypyruvate reductase [NAD(P)H] activity
Source: RefSeq, a predicted model, not a curated record